UAAAACAAAAACGGCAAUUAGGUUAUCUCCGCGAUUCCCCCACGCUUCUUACAAAAACAAAACCCCGUUUAUAUAUGCAUUCUCAUGACGGGACCAUGGUCACGAAUUCAUAAAUAUAUAUAUGAUAUAUACAUCAUACAUGCACAACUUGUAUGUCUAGUUGAUAUAUUAUUUAUGGCCGAUCCGUAUCGUAACGUGCCCAAAAGUGACCAACCAACUCCAACCUCCAAUUCUUCCAACCCUGCCUUUAUACUACUUCCUCCUCCCGCUCCUCCUGAUCCUACUCCUCCAGCAGCACACGAUCGAGACUGCUCCUCGUCGCCCAGACCCGGGCCCUCGGGCGCCUCCACAUCCUCAUCGCCCAGGGGCCACCCGGUGUACAGGGGAAUCCGGUCCCGGAGCGGGAAAUGGGUGUCCGAGAUUCGGGAGCCGCGUAAGACGACGCGCAUAUGGCUUGGGACGUACGCCAAGCCGGAGAUGGCUGCGGCUGCCUACGACGUGGCGGCGAUCGCUCUGAAAGGACCCGAUACGGCGCUGAACUUCCCCAACUCGAUUCUUACGUAUCCGAUACCGGCUUCCUCUGCUGCGAGUGACAUACGCGCUGCGGCGGCUAGGGCAGCUCAGUCGAGGGCAGAGAUGAUAUCUGCCGGCGAGAGCGGAGGGAGAUCGGAGCCGGGUGGGGUAAAAAAUGAGGAGGGUAGGGUUGGGCAGGAGGAGGAGGAGGAGGAGUUUAUGGAUGAGGAAGCGCUUUUGAAUAUGCCGAAUUUGCUGGUGGACAUGGCGGAGGGAAUGCUGGUGAGCCCCCCGAGAAUCUCUUCCGAGGACUCGCCUGGAAAUUCCGAUGGAGGAGAAAAUCUCUGGAGCUAUUAAUUGAUUAGUUUUCUUUGAAUGCUUUUUGGAUUAUUAUUCAGGAAUCAAUAAGCAAAUUUGUUGGUGGAUAUCAUCAGUGGUUUGAGCUUAAUUCGGACGAAAAUUAAGGGUAUGAUUCUCUUCUGUGUGUGUGUGUAUUUUUGUGGAAUAAUUUUUGUACAACGAUAUAUGCAUUUAGAUGCUAGCUUCAUCUCUACUGCAG
This is a messenger RNA of Prunus mume (Japanese apricot), 1072 nucleotides long. RefSeq names its product ethylene-responsive transcription factor ERF027. The record is from RefSeq and is a predicted model, not a curated record. Gene Ontology annotation, biological process: regulation of DNA-templated transcription. NCBI's taxonomy places the organism in Eukaryota, Viridiplantae, Streptophyta, Magnoliopsida, Rosales, Rosaceae. Gene Ontology annotation, molecular function: DNA-binding transcription factor activity; DNA binding.